Molecule: messenger RNA, 3231 nt
Organism: Phragmites australis (common reed)
Lineage: Eukaryota; Viridiplantae; Streptophyta; Magnoliopsida; Poales; Poaceae
Exons: 17
Coding region: 310-2196 (628 amino acids)
Biological process (GO): DNA replication; DNA repair; DNA recombination
Cellular component (GO): nucleus
Molecular function (GO): DNA binding
Source: RefSeq, a predicted model, not a curated record
UGUUUUGUCUGUGGUUGGUUACCUAUCGCAGCCUGGAGUGGCAAAAUCCGAUUCAUUGUGCUGUGCUCUUCCCCGCCGCGUGUGCAUCUACUACAGCAAAAGGGAAGCAAACGGAUAUUUCUUGCAGAUUUCUCCUAUUUGUGCCUUUUGGUUUAUUGCCAUUGUAGUUGCUCGUGUUGCUCUAUCCGCGAGGUGUGUGCCGUAGGAUCAAGUCUACUGCUUUUGGUUUGUUUCCAUUGUACCUGUUCGAAUUGCUCUAUCCGCAAGGCGUGUACCAUAGGAUCAAGCCUGCUCAUUUUGAGUUGAAAGAUGGCAUUUGACUUGCUGCCCACACUCCACCCAAAAUCGAAGCACUGGAUAAUUUGUGUGCGUGUUUCGCGCAAAUGGGAAUACCAUGGUGGUACUGACGAUAGACCAAUAUCUCACGUAGAUCUUGUUUUUGUCGAUGAAAAGGGAGAUGCUAUGUAUGCUGAAAUACCAAACUCUGAGGUAGACAGUAAAAGCUCUUUAGUUCAAGAAGGUGCCAUCUACAUAAUCAGCCGUUUUAGAGUAUCAAAGGCUAAGUCUCUAUAUAGGCCAGUUGAUGCACCUUACAUGAUUGAACUUACUUGCUAUACCAAAAUAACUCCAGCAAAGGACAUUGCAGCAACCUUUCCAACAUAUGCUUAUAAGCUCACACCUUUUCUUGAGCUUCCAAAAUACACAGGCAAAAACAGACACUUCUUAGAUGUGCUUGGCAUCAUAACAGAAGUUUCUGACACAACCUCCCUGCAACUUCCAAACCAACCAACUGCUACUAUCAGCAGAAAUGUAAUCCUCAAAGACCUCAGCAAUAUUCAAGUUAAGCUAACCCUAUGGGGCCAACGAGCUAUUGAAUUUAGUAUCAAUGAAAUUUACACUGAAGAAGAACGCAAUCCAAUUGUUGUUCUCAUUGUUGGCAACCUUAUGAAAAGUUUCGCAGGUGAAGAAUACUUGAGUGGAAACGCUGCAUGCCGCUGGUACUUCAAUCCCAUAAUACCAGAGGCUGAGGAGUUUUAUAAGAGCAUUCACAACCAGCAAAUAACAAUCAAGCGUACCACUGCUCCUCCACAUCAAUCAGCACCACAACAACAGCCACUGCAGCUUGAAGAUAAGAGCCUCCAUGAUUUAGACAAAAUGGAUCCAUACGAUUUCCCACCAUGUGGAUACCGCUGCACUGUUACUAUUGUGCGCCUAAUCUUAGACACACCAUGGUGGUUCCCAUUAUGUAAUAGAUGCAGUUGGACCUGUAUACCGAAUGGCGACGGUUACAAAUGCAACACAUGCUCCUGCACUGGCUACCGCUUCAAAUACAAGUUAUGUUUCAUUGCAAAUGAUGGAACCGCUGAAAGUGAAAUGAUAGCUUUCGGUGAAGUUGCUCGUCGUAUUGUUGGUAAACCUGUCCAGCAGGUCCUUAGAGCAUCAAGAUUUGCAAAUGACGCACCACCUGACAUCGCAGCUAUAGUCUCCUUAAAGUUCACAUUUGCAAUUACCUUGACAGAGCAUAGCUACUAUACUCCACAAAAAACAUAUCAAGUCACCUCUGUCAUCACUUCUUAUGGAAGACAGCACACACUUCCAAACAUAAGCUGCAACCAGCCCAAGAACCCACCAGCCUCUCAGACAUCCCAGCCAACCUUUCAGCCACACAACUAUCUUGCCAAUGUACAUUCCAGUUUACCUGAUGCUACUUUCUCACCUGGCGUGAAGACCAGUGCAUCUUCUUCACAGUCAGCAGUUCAAAAAACAGUCACGCAAAGCAUGGCAAUAGACAAUACUCCCCCUCCUUCACUAGAACAUGAUGAAUCCCCAUUGAAGAGAACAACCCCUCUGGAUGCCACAGAUCCACUUAUACAUCCAGCUACUCGGAAAAGACUAUUCGAAGAUGCAACUUCUUCUAAAAAGGACAUUGAACACCAAAAAAACAGCCACAGUGAAACAACCACAGACCCAUCUGAUCCAUUGCCUCACCUAGCAAGUCAAAGAAGUACUUUGCAGCACAUGACACCUAGCACCACGAAAUCAUCAAAAUCGAAGACCACCCAUGUUCUAAAAAAACAACCAGUGAAGCUAACCAGACCGGUGGACACAUCUGACCUUUGCCUUUUGCUACAAGAACAGACCUGCUUUCGUUAUUUUGCCUUUUGUUUAUCUUGUUUUCUUUCUUUACUUCUGUGAAGUUGCUUUUGCACCUAGGUUAGCUCACGUCUUAGCUAACAAUGCCACCAGAUAACAAUGCCACUGAUCCCAAUCAGCAAAACUAUUAACUAAGUAUCCCAAGAGAUGAUAUUGCCAGCAAUCCUCCUAUGACACACUGAUGUAAAAUAACAAACCAGUGAUGCUAUGUAGCAUACUCAACUUAGCUAGCCAGUUAAACACUAUCAUUAUCCCUUCUUUUUUAUUGUCCCUCUCCCCCUCUGCAUCCUGAUAUCAACCAUUGCUAAAUACAUUGCUUUCCUUUUGACAGAUACAAUACAGUAGCACAAUUCACCUUGCUUCACUUUACUACUCUAUCAAUAUGUUUUAUUUGACAAUGGUAAACAACACACACACCCACACAAAUUCCUGUAUAUCUGUACACAUCAUGGAUUCAUCUUAAAAAUUCUGUAUAUCUCUACAGAUCAUGGAUUCAUCUUAACACCAAUCAUAUAGAUUAUCUUACCCUGAUUGACUAUAUUCUCCAUUCUUCUUGUCACUUAUAACUCCAGCUGAACACUAUCAUUAUCCUUUUUUUAACUAUCCCUCCCCCUCCGUAUCCUUAUAUCAGGCAUUGCCAAAUAUAUUACUUUUGUUUUGAGGUAUACAACAGAGUAGCAGAUAUAACACUUAAUUUCCUGUGAUAUUCAACGAUGAUAAACAACACACACCCACACAAAUUCCUGUAUAUCUGUACGCAUCAUGGCUUCAUUUUAAAAUUUCUGUAUAUUUGUGCAAACCAUGGAUACAUAUUAAUAACUAUCACACAGAUUACCUUCCUUUGAUUGACUAUAUUCUCCAUUGUUCUUAUCAUUUAUAACUCCACUUAAACACUAUCAUUAUCCCUUUUUUUAUUAUCCCCCUCGCCCUCUGCAUCCUGAUAUCAACAAUUGGUAAAUACAUUACUUUCAUUUUAACACAUACAACACAGUAGCACAAUUCGCCUUGCUUCACUUUACUCCUCUAUCAGUUUGUUUUCAACAAUAAUUCCCAGGUUUUUUCUAUUCAUCAUACUUU